Messenger RNA from Selaginella moellendorffii, 767 nucleotides. Its product is annotated as nudix hydrolase 16, mitochondrial. The record is from RefSeq and is a predicted model, not a curated record. Gene Ontology annotation, cellular component: nucleus; cytoplasm. The transcript has 6 exons. Lineage: Eukaryota; Viridiplantae; Streptophyta; Lycopodiopsida; Selaginellales; Selaginellaceae. The coding region runs from base 39 to 668 and encodes 209 amino acids. Gene Ontology annotation, molecular function: pyrophosphatase activity.
GUUCUCCUUCCUCGUAUUUCUUCGCGGUUGAAUCGCCAAUGGAGGGAAUCACCGACGAGCCACAGCGGCAGAGAUUUGAGCAGGGCUACAGGCUCGUCGCUGGCUGCAUACCAUAUCGGCUCAAGAAAGGAGGCUCCACUCCCCACGCUGUUGUUGACAAUGUCCGAAUUCUCAUGAUCAGUUCGCUCAAUGGCCAUGGCCUCGUCUUUCCAAAGGGAGGCUGGGAGUUUGAUGAGACUGUCGAGGACGCAGCAUGCCGAGAGGCUGCCGAAGAAGCCGGCGUUCGAGGCCAGAUCAAGGAAGAGCUCGGUCACUGGAUCUUUGCGAGCAAACGCCACGACAUGGUGUGCACCAAAGGCAACUGCAAGGCAUACAUGUUUGCAUUAGAAGUGACUCAAGAGCUCGAGACCUGGCCCGAGCAGGAGGCUCGACGUCGUCAAUGGUUCACAAUUGCCACCGCCAUUGAGAAAGUCCGUCACGCUUGGAUGCGCGAAGCUCUGGAGAAGUGCCGGGAGUAUUUGCAACAGCAAAUCCGCGAUCAACUGCAACCGACCCCGACAGAACGGGACGCCUCUAACAAGUGUAACAUAAUGGAGCGUCUCAAGCAGGCAGGACACCCAGAUCCUAUGCUGGAUCUUGUGGAAGUUGUAGCAUGCAUUGUCAACUAACGAACGUUUGAGAAGAAGAAGGUCACCCCCUUCCCCCCUUUUUUUUCUCCAAGAUGGAUCGAUAAACUCAAGACAAUAAGAUGGAUCACAGGCAUGCAA